Messenger RNA from Leptopilina heterotoma, 2516 nucleotides. It is a transcript of the gene Grd, whose product is annotated as gamma-aminobutyric acid receptor alpha-like. Gene Ontology annotation, cellular component: neuron projection; synapse; membrane. The coding region runs from base 493 to 2040 and encodes 515 amino acids. NCBI's taxonomy places the organism in Eukaryota, Metazoa, Arthropoda, Insecta, Hymenoptera, Figitidae. Gene Ontology annotation, molecular function: extracellular ligand-gated monoatomic ion channel activity; neurotransmitter receptor activity; GABA-A receptor activity. The record is from RefSeq and is a predicted model, not a curated record. Gene Ontology annotation, biological process: chemical synaptic transmission; nervous system process; signal transduction. The transcript has 10 exons.
UGAAUAUUUUUUUUCAAAUUACACUCUUUUUUAUUAUUUUUUUUGUUUAAUCUCUUAUCUUCGGCAGAAGAUUAUUAUAGAAUAAAUUCAGAAUCAGAAAAAAAGAGACAAAAAUAGUGCAAAGUGACAAAAGUUUUUUUCCUUUUAAAUAUAACGACUUCUACCGCAAACAAUAAGAAUGAUGUUCCUUUAUAUAAAAUAUGACAAAAGUGAACAAGCGGAAAUGUGAUUCCGUUUACUUCUUCCACAAAUGUCUGACAAUUUAAUGAAAAUAUUUUUUCCGCUUGUCACAAAAAUAUAUUAUUUGGAAAAAAAUAUGUAUUCCUGACCUCGAAAUUAAAAACCAAAAAUAAGAAAAUAUUUUCAAAUUUUUAAUAUAAAUAAAUAAUUAAAAAACAAAAUGAAAGUGAAAAUUUUCGGAACUCCAAAUCUAGACACAGGACAUUAUCUACAAAACAAAACAAUUUUGAGGGGUUCAGGCAAAUCGAAUUGAUGAUCCGAUCGAGUAGGGGAAGCGAGGACCCGUUGGUGUCGAUCAUGAAGCAACGAGUCUUGCUCGCCCUCGCCAAUUUAAUUACAUCCUACGCCUCAUUUCUGGCUGCAACUGGACCGAGAGCAUCGACUCGACAAAGAACACAAAGCAACAAUCAUGGUAACAUUAGUGAACUUUUGGAUAAUUUAUUACGUGGAUACGAUAAUAGUGUGAGGCCAGAUUUUGGAGGUCCACCAGCGACGGUCGAAGUCGACAUUAUGGUCCGGAGCAUGGGUCCCAUUUCGGAAGUUGAUAUGACCUAUUCAAUGGAUUGUUACUUCCGGCAAUCGUGGGUCGAUCGACGUUUGGCAUUUCAAGGAAACAAAGAACAUCUGGCACUGAGUAUUUCCAUGCUUCAACGAAUAUGGAAGCCAGACACGUAUUUUUACAAUGGAAAACAUAGUUACCUUCACACCAUCACUAGUCCCAAUAAAUUUGUCCGACUUUAUAAAGAUGGUCGAGUUCUCUACAGUUCCAGACUCACCAUUAAAGCCGGUUGUCCAAUGAAUUUAGAAGAUUUUCCCAUGGACACUCAACGAUGUCCUUUAAAAUUCGGCAGUUUUGGUUAUACAACGCGAGAUGUAAUCUACCGAUGGAAUACUGCGAGACAAGUUGCAAUUUCAAAAGAUAUGAAACUUUCUCAAUUUGACUUAGUGGCAAAUCCAACGGCAAAUCAAUCAACUGAACCUUCAUUGGCCCAAAUUUCACCUGUUGUAGAAGAAUAUUCGAUGUUGCUGGUGUCCUUUCAUCUGCAGAGGCACAUGGGAAACUUUCUGAUACAAGUAUAUGGACCUUGUGUUCUACUAGUUGUUCUUUCGUGGGUCUCCUUUUGGCUCAACAGAGAAGCAACUGCUGAUCGAGUUUCCCUCGGUAUCACGACAGUUUUGACAAUGACAUUUUUGGGUCUCGAGGCGAGAACGGAUCUGCCAAAAGUCCCAUAUCCAACUGCUCUGGAUUUUUUCGUCUUUCUCUCGUUCGCCUUCAUUUUUGCGACGAUAAUUCAAUUUGCAGUGGUUCACUACUUCACCAAAUAUGGAUCGGGGGAAUGCUACUUUAGUUCCGAUAUCAGUGAAUCCGACAAUUCGAGUGACGAGGAAACUGUCUGUCGACCUCGCAAAAAGGAAUCGAGUCGAAGAAAAUCAUCGGGCAAUUCGUCGCAGCCAAAUAAAAGCAGUGGCGGCGGCGGCAGUGGCAAUAAUAGAAAUUUCCCGAUGAGCGACGACGGUGUCAUUGAAGUAAUUCAACUUUCGGCACUUCCGGAACCGGACAGAAAUGAUAAUGGACAAUGGCAAUUGUCGUGUGUUCCACGACAGCCACCACCACCAAAACCGCGUGUUCCUUCACGAAGACGUCAUAGACGUGUUCCUAGAUAUAAUUCUGUCUCAAAAAUCGAUCGCGCGAGUCGUGUCGUUUUUCCCCUAUUCUUCCUCACCAUUAACGUCUUCUACUGGUACGCGUAUUUGUCAAGAAGUGAGAGGAUCAGUUACUACCAUCCAAGUUCCUCGUAAGAAAAAUAAAUUAUUUUUUUUUAAUUAUUCUUAUUAUAAAAUCCAAAGUGACCGAAAAAUUUGAAAAAACUUAUUUUUUUAUUUUCAUAGAUAUUUUUUAACUCUAUAAAGGAACUAAUAAGGGGCUAAUAAUUAUUUUCUUCUCUUUUUUUUGGAGAAAUUAUGUGAUAUUAAAAAAUAUUUAUUUAUUUAUUUUAUAUUAAUAUUAAAAAUUGAAUAUUGCACUGGAAAAAAAUUUAAUAUUACAUUUUUAAUAUUACAUAUUAUUAAUAUUAAAAAACGGUUUAAUAUUAAAAUUUCUCGACACUUGUCACUAAAUAUGAGUACGAAUAGAAAAAUUCAAAAUGGCGCAUACAAUAUGGCGGAAAUUUUUAUUUUUGAAUAACUUAACAUUGAAUUGACAAGAUCACUGACCGUGACAAUUAAAAUUUAAAGAAAAACUAAUAAAAUUACAAUUUUCCAAAAAAAAUAGUUCA